CAGCGUGGAGGGGGUGGCCGAGAGCCUGAGAUGUGGCGGGGGUGGCGGGGUGGCAGAUCCACGGACGGUAAAGGGAGGAGGAUCGUGACAUGGGUUCAGACCCCGUCAGCGUCGUUGAUUCUUUCUCCUCUAAUGUUGCCAGGACGCUGCACUCUUGGCCUUCCCUCCCACCCAGGUUUUGCCUUACCUCUGGUUUAGGGAAGAGGGUGUGUGUCAUGAUUCCUUUUCUCCCAGGCUGGCAUUGAGGCGGGCACUCUGAUGAAGUGAUAGGCCCAGAUCAGUGCUCUCCAGGGUGCGUAGAAGACCACAUUUCUCUCUGGUUUUCUGGGUAUUGUUGGACGCAACCUUAUCACCUGGAAAAAAUAUUUACCCAAAGAUUGGCGCAUUGUGGAUUGAGGUUCCAGGUGAUCAGCAGCAGCCACUGGAGGCAGAGAACAAGGAGGAAGGAGUUUGCUGGAAGGAGGUGCUGCUUCUCCAGCCCUUGGACACCUGGCACCACCCACGGUGUCCAGCCAGGGUGACAGUAGGGGCUCCCUGUCACAGCAGAGAAAGUGCUGGAGCCAUUGGAUUAUCAACGUUGUUAUGAAGAGAUUGAGAAAUAGUGGCACGUGACCGUGUUUGCCCUUCUAGUGUCAUCAGGGAGCUUUGUAAACAGAAAUCCAGGUGAAGUUGGUAGAAAUAAUAGAGCCACCGCGGUGUGAAUGGGUUUGAGUUGGAAGUCAUCCCCUGUGGAACGUUUCACCUUGGACUUGCUGGGAUCCAGCUGCUGACUUAAUGAGACUCCCCUAAAGAAGACUAGGUAAAGAAGCUGCAAGGAAUUCUGGUGCUUGUUAAUGGUUAAGAGCCAUUAUGAUACUCUAUUUGCAAAGUGCUCUUUGAGCCUCAUUAGGAAGUGAGAAUGAAAUAGACCCAGGGCCGGGCCAGCGCCUCGGAAAAGGGCCCUACCCCUUCGAGGUAUUUGGAUCUUGCUUUGAGUAUAAAGUUGAAGCGAUAGGGAGCAGAUUUCGGCUUCUUCCUUGGAUUCCGGAAAGCUUGUUGGAAGGAAGGAAAGGAACACCAAACUGUUAGGCAUACUCAAGCCAGUUUAUUUUCUUCGGGAAACGUCUGGUACAGAUUGGAAGUGGGGGUGAAUAGAGAACUGACCUCCUGCUACUCAGAAUUCUGAUUGCACAAGUUGUGGUUAACCUGAGAGGUGCGGGUUGGCCUCUGUUUCUCAGCUUAAGGGUAGUUCUAGUAAGAUAUUUGACAUCACCUGGCAGGUAAAGCCUGGAGACAGGCUUUUUUCUGUGUGACUUUGGAGUUAAGUGGUACCUCCCUGUCUUCCACUAGCUGCCUGGGGCUGUGGUCCUCCUGAUGGGGACUGCUUUUCUUUAAAAAAACAAAACAAAACAAAAAAAUUAUUAAUAAUUAAGUCUCCCAUGUUGACCAUGGAUGCUGGGAAGUAGCUUAGCAACAUCACCUCUGGUCUAUCCUUCCCAUCUGAGGAGAGAAACUUGAAGGCCUAAGAUCUGAAGGGUUAAAUUGGCAUGAUGUGGGUGCUGCCAAGACAGUCCUCUUGUAACCAAGAGUAGGAAGGAUGAAGACCUUGUAUUUAAAACAUCAGGCCUUAGACCUGCAGUAUGGCCACCGUUGCCCUGCCCGACUCAUUUGGAAAUGGCCUUGUGUGCUCUUGUCUAGGCGGGAUGGUGCACGUGUGAUUUUGCUGAGUUUAAAGGCCUCCUGCUGUCUCCAGGACACCAUGAAUGCCAUUGUCGCUCUCUGUCACUUCUGUGAGCUCCACGGCCCCCGCACUCUCUUUUGCACAGAAGUUCUGCACGCCCCGCUUCCUCAAGGGGCUGGGAAUGGGGACAGCCCUGGCCAGGGCGAACAGGCCGAGGAGGAGGAGGGUGGCAUUCAGAUGAGCAGUCGGAUCCGCGCUCACAGUCCAGCGGAAGGGGCCAGCGCAGAGUCCAGCAGCCCGGGGCCCAAAAAGUCGGACAUGUGCGAGGGCUGCCGGUCCCUUGCUGCUGGACAUCCCGGGUAUAUCAGCCAUGAUAAAGAGACCUCAAUUAAAUAUGUCAGUCACCAGCACCCCAACCACCCCCAGCUCUUCAGCAUCGUCCGCCAGGCCUGUGUACGGAGCCUAAGCUGUGAGGUCUGCCCUGGCCGGGAAGGCCCUAUCUUCUUUGGGGACGAGCAGCAUGGUUUCGUGUUCAGCCACACUUUCUUCAUCAAAGACAGCCUGGCCAGGGGCUUCCAGCGCUGGUACAGCAUCAUCGCCAUCAUGAUGGACCGGAUUUACCUCAUCAACUCCUGGCCCUUCCUGCUUGGGAAGAUCCGAGGGAUCAUUGACGAACUGCAGGGCAAGGCACUCAAGGUGUUCGAGGCAGAGCAGUUUGGCUGCCCGCAGCGCGCCCAGAGGAUGAACACGGCCUUCACACCCUUCCUGCAUCAACGCAACGGCAAUGCGGCUCGUUCGUUGACAUCCUUGACGAGCGAUGACAACUUGUGGGCAUGCCUUCACACCUCCUUUGCUUGGCUCCUGAAGGCGUGUGGCAGCCGGCUGACUGAGAAGCUCCUGGAGGGUGCGCCCACCGAGGACACCUUGGUCCAGAUGGAGAAGCUUGCAGACUUGGAAGAGGAAUCCGAAAGCUGGGACAACUCCGAGGCUGAAGAGGAGGAGAAAGCUCCUGUCUUGCCAGAGGGUGCAGAGGGGCGGGAGCUGACCAAGUGCCCAACAGAUUCUUCCUUGCUCUCAGACUGUGGAAACUGGCAGCCCCGAAAGAUGUCUGUCUUUAAGUCCCUUCGGCACAUGAGGCAGGUGCUGGGUGCCCCGUCCUUUCGCAUGUUGGCCUGGCAUGUUCUCAUGGGGAACCAAGUGAUCUGGAAAAGUAGAGACGCAGACCUUGUCCAGUCAGCUUUUGAAGUUCUUCGGACGAUGCUGCCAGUGGGCUGUGUCCGCAUCAUCCCUUACAGCAACCAGUACGAGGAGGCCUACCGCUGCAACUUCCUGGGGCUCAGCCCACACGUGCAGAUCCCCUCCCACGUGCUGGCCUCAGAAUUUGCUGUCGUCGUGGAGGCCCAUUCAGCCCCUCGCUCCAGCCUCCACCCAGCCGGGUGCGAGGAUGACCAGUCCCUCAGCAAGUACGAGUUUGUUGUGACCAGUGGAAGUCCUGUAGCUGCGGACCGAGUUGGCCCCACCAUCCUGAAUAAGAUGGAAGCAGCUCUGACCAACCAGAACCUGUCUGUGGGUGUGGUGGACCAGUGCCUCGUCUGCCUUAAGGAAGAGUGGAUGAACAAAGUGAAGGUCCUUUUCAAAUUCACCAAGGUGGACAGUCGGCCCAAAGAGGACACGCAGAAGCUCCUGAGUAUCCUCGGAGCAUCUGAAGAGGACAAUGUCAAGCUGCUCAAGUUCUGGAUGACGGGCCUGAGCAAAACCUACAAGUCCCACCUCAUGUCCACGGUCCGCAGCCCCACAGCCUCAGAGCCUCGUAAUUGACCCCACCGUGGGAACGUGAGCCCAUGCUCACCUUCGCAGAAGUGAUUAGCGUCCCCGCCGCCGAACUCAAGGAUGGGUCUCUGACGGCAGUCACACACUGCUUUUGUUUCUGAACUGCCGGCAUGGAGUUCUUUCCUAGCAAGCAGUGGAAACCCUCGCAGCUGAACCUUGCCCUCCGUGUGGGAUUUGGACCUGGUAUAGUUUUCGGCACCAUUCCACAAGCUGUUUGAAUUGCUCUAGCCCUAAAGAGGGCCGUGGGAGACUUGGGACAGUAGGUCCCCUGUGUUUGAGCACCCUAUGAGAGAAGACUAAGGAGGACAUGCAUCUUAUGUCUCUCAAGGAUUUAGACUCAAAAUUUAUAGGAAAAACAUGUCAGGCCAGUCCCAACUUGGGUAUUUUGGCCGCAGUAACAAACCUCUCAAGGUUCAUGUUUGAACCUUUCUAUUCUGAUAUUCAAGACUUUUCCAGGUUUUAUAUAUGUUUAUAUAUGUUGUAUGUUUUGCUACGGUUGUGAAUUUUCAGGACAUGUGCCGAUCCUUAGUCAUCGUUAGUAAUCUGGUUUUGAGCUCUGGGAAUGGCUUUUGGGGUGGAAUAGAUGUUUCCUCAUUUUUGGGCCUUUUGGGAUUCAUGUUCUGGAACCAUGUGACUACGAAGUCUUCUGGCCAUGCUCUCCUGUGAUUGCUUGGACAUUUCCCUGUAGCUUGAGGACAGGCCCCUGAUCUUUUUUUUUUUACACAAAGGUGAUACUUUGCUGAAAUGUCAGACGGAGCCAUUUGACUUGCCUAACUCACUGGAUGUGGAGUUGAGAAACCCACCAUGGUUUUAUUCCAUGUCACUUUGCCCUUUAUUGCUUCUUUAAACAUUUAGAUUUGGCUACAGGUAACAAUUUUCAGAGUAUGGUGAUUUAAGAUAGUUUCAUCAUCCCAGCAUGCACUUUUAAUAAGGAUUCAUGGCUUGGAGGGAUUUUUCCAGCAGAUUUGCUGAUUUGUUUAUAGUUUUUUUGGUGUGUUUGCUUAAUUUAUAUUUAACAUGGAAACUAAGUUUAUAUGACUAGGUAUCUAUCAUGCAGGAACAUUGAAACACAAUAAAGAUGUA
Messenger RNA from Mirounga angustirostris (Northern elephant seal), 4573 nucleotides. It is a transcript of the gene FLCN, whose product is annotated as folliculin. Bases 1577 to 3478 code for a protein of 633 amino acids. Gene Ontology annotation, molecular function: GTPase activator activity. The record is from RefSeq and is a predicted model, not a curated record. Gene Ontology annotation, biological process: positive regulation of transforming growth factor beta receptor signaling pathway; negative regulation of transcription by RNA polymerase II; positive regulation of TORC1 signaling. Gene Ontology annotation, cellular component: cytosol. NCBI's taxonomy places the organism in Eukaryota, Metazoa, Chordata, Mammalia, Carnivora, Phocidae. The transcript has 13 exons.